Messenger RNA from Dunckerocampus dactyliophorus (ringed pipefish), 3102 nucleotides. It is a transcript of the gene ubxn4, whose product is annotated as UBX domain protein 4. Lineage: Eukaryota; Metazoa; Chordata; Actinopteri; Syngnathiformes; Syngnathidae. The record is from RefSeq and is a predicted model, not a curated record. The transcript is spliced from 12 exons. Gene Ontology annotation, molecular function: protein binding. Bases 80 to 1399 code for a protein of 439 amino acids.
GAAGCAGAAGAAGACGUUUGCGCAUGCGUACGCGCAGUAAAAGCAGCAACACCAAAGCAGGCUCGAGCCUUAUGAAAUAAUGUUUUGGUUUAAUGGCAGCAUUCCCGAUGCCAUUAAUUUGGCAAAACAGCGGAGUUUUGUCUUUGUCGUCGUCAUUGUUGGGGAAGAUGAACAAUCUGCAAACUUGAUGUCCAGCUGGGAGGACGUCUCAGAGACUGCUCACAACGGUUGUGUGGCCGUUAAAGUCGACGCCAAGAGUGAUACUUGUGUGCAGUUCUCCCAGAUUUAUCCAGUGGUGUGCAUUCCCUCCAGUUUCUUUAUUGGAGAGAAUGGUAUCCCCUUGGAGGUCAUCGCCGGCAGCGUGUCUGCCACAGAACUUGAGAUUAGAAUCAACAAAGUGAAGCAGAUGCACGCUCAGCAAAUUGGUAAGCAGCAACAGGAAGCAACGGCUCCUGUGAUCAGCGCAACGCAACCUACCCUGGCUGCACCCUUUGUUGCAUCUGUGUCCACCAUAUCAACAGAGGAAGCAGUGGAAGGCUUAGAGCCUGGACAGGGAUGUGAAGCUGCUGCCUGCAGCCAGUCAGCUGCAGAGAAUGGAUGUCCAGAUACCAGUUUAUGUUGUCCAGAUGAAACAAACCCGGAUGCAAAAGUGGAAAGAGUAAACAAACCGGAGGGCAAGCAAAAAACUGCAUUAGAAGAUGAGUGCCGAGCGGAAAGAGCAGCCAUUUAUGCCAAAUUCUUGGAAGAAAAGGCUAAGAAAGUAGCACAGCAGGCCGAACAGGCGGAGGAGGAAGCAAGGAAGGCCGCUGUUGUGAGGCAAAGGAGCACCAUUGCAAGGCUCCAGUUUCGCCUCCCAGAUGGAUCAUCCUUCACCAACCAGUUCUCCUCUCAGAGCAAACUGCAAGAAGCUUAUCAGUUUGCUGUUCAGGAGGUUGGAAACCGCUAUGGUAACUUCUCCAUGGCCACCAUGUUUCCUCGACGGGAAUUCACCAGUGAAGAUUUUAAUAAGACGUUACUGGAACUAGAUCUUGCUCCAAGUUCUUCCAUUGUCCUUGUGCCUUGUGGCAGGGCUUCUUCAGUGGUUCCAUCCUCGGGAGGUGGUAUCUGGGCGGUUCUGAACACACUCUUCCACCCAAUUCUCAGCGUAUGGCGAUUCCUAAGCUCUUGGAUGUUUGCACCUGCACCGCAAGAAACAUCCAGAAGAUCUUUCCCCUCGUCUCACUCUCACACCAACUCAGCAACGCGCUCUGAUAAAACCAAAAUAGACCCUCUCUCCGUCCCUCCUGAGAAACAGCCCAAGAACUUCAAGAAAGACGGGAAAAUCUGCCAGCUCAAGACUCACGAGGAUAGCGAGGACGACAACAACACCUGGAACGGGAACUCAACUCAGCAAAUGUAGCUUUGCAACAGCUUUCUUUCUGUGCAUCUGCUCUGACCCAGACCCUCUCCCCCCACUUUAGUCAGUGACUUAGCAGUCAUCGAUUGCGUUCUACUAUUGUUUUCUUUAAUUACACCAGAUUUGGAACUUGCAUGGUUAAAUCGGUAAGUUCUAUUUUCUUCCCCUCAUAAUUGUUGACUAUAACAAACUUGAUUCUAAAACAUCCCGACACAUGAACUUGGAAGUUAGUGGAAAACGUUUCAGAUAUAGACAUAUACAGUCAAACCUGUCUAUAGCGGCCGCUGAAGGGAAACGGCAAAAGCGGCCACUAUAGACAGGUUGGUGGCCAUUUUGAAUUUGUGUGCACACAUAUUAACAUGUUCACAAAAAAUAAAAAUUUAGUGUUUAAAAAUAAUUUUUAAAAUUAAAUCAAAGAAGGUAAUAAAAUUAUAAAAAUAUAAGUAGCCGAGAAAUAUUUUUAAAAAUUAAUUUUGUCACGUUUGGUUGCUGCUGCCGAAAGCUUGACCCCCGGUAUGCAGAGACGAGGCGGUGGCGUGCAAAAAUAAGGAAUCUUUAAUGAAAUCGGCACAGGUAUUCACAAAAAGACUGGAGCAAAACCAAAAGAGACAGGGGGGGAAAACGCUCUGUUGACACAAACAGGUAGGUGAAUCCUCCGGUGAGGAAACUAGUAAUAUCAAUAACAACAAUGAACCAGCGCCGCACAUUCGACGGCGCUGGCCUUUUAUCCGCCACAAAUGUUAAUUGAGUGCAGCUGCGCGGCCACCAGGCAUGAAGCGGCUGCCUCUUCCUCCCCGGAGAAGGCACAGCCUGCCGGGACGCUCACUCCUGUCCUGCAGAAGGUCACCAAUUUCCAUCUUUGAUUUUUUUUUAAACACGAUUUUAAAAGCAAAAAAUAAAAAUUUUAGUGAACGAGCCUGAGGAAUGGGAUCGAAGGAUACGCAUGAAGCAGUCAUGAAUGGGUGUGUACGUGAACAAUAGAGUGCGGAGGGGGGCGAAGAUUGUCGUAAACUAACAAUACCAUCGCUCCUUUCUUAUUGAAUGGGCUUCUAAUCUCUAAUUACUCGGCAAUUAAGUGAAAUUUUAGAUGUUUUAUUCAGGUGUUUUGGCCAUUUUAGAAUCUAUUCACGGCAUUGCCAAGUGGGAAGAUUACUGUUUUGGCCGUCACUGAAUCUUUUCAGGGCGGCAUUGCAAAGUAAGAAGACGGCUUUUUUUUCUGUGGAACAACUGACAGUUUGUGUGGAUCUUGUGAAUGAUUGUGACUGAGCUAGGACUCAGUAAUCAAAGUCUACACACGACGGCUUCAUUGCUUAAAAAACGAAACUUUUUCGUGCAUGAAGCUUCUGCUUGAGUCGGUAUUUUGGCCGCUAUAUGCAGUCAGAUAUUGACCAAGGGAGACAAAAUGGGUGGCUGCUGGCUGCGUUGGACGGGUGACCGCUAUACACGGGGCCUAUAACACGCAUAUUUUCUGCGGGGGAUUUUUCAGUGGCCGUUAUAGACAGGUGGCCGCUAAGACAGGUUUGACUACAUAUAUCUGUAUAUAUAUGACAAAACUUGACUUACACAUUGAAUGACAUUUUAUGAGAUGAGCAGUUUACAAAAAUAAUAUUUACAAUGAUAGUGGAAUAAUUUCAAAGUGCUACUGUAUGUUUCUGUUGACUGUGUAGGUGUGUGCUUCAUCCAACACUGAAAAUAAAAAUAUUGAG